Molecule: messenger RNA, 536 nt
Organism: Erythranthe guttata (spotted monkey flower)
Lineage: Eukaryota; Viridiplantae; Streptophyta; Magnoliopsida; Lamiales; Phrymaceae
Gene: PSAK
Product: photosystem I subunit K
Biological process (GO): photosynthesis
Cellular component (GO): membrane; photosystem I
Source: RefSeq, a predicted model, not a curated record
AAUAAUACAAUCACUUAAGUGAAAAAUAAUAUUUGAGAGACUGCAUUUUCAGGGGAAAAAAGAAAAGAAAAGAAAAAAAUGGCAUCUGCUGUGAUGACUUCUCUUCCGCAGUUCAAUGGGCUGAAACCCCAAAUUGCCCCUGCUUCUCCUGUGAAAAGUUUGGUAGCUGUUCAACCAAUGAGGCGUAGAGGGCAGGGUGCUUUGGGCGCUCGUUGUGAUUUCAUUGGCUCACCUACAAAUUUGAUAAUGGUGACGUCAACUAGCCUGAUGCUGUUCGCGGGUCGGUUUGGAUUGGCUCCAUCAGCGAACCGGAAGGCGACAGCGGGUCUGAAGCUGGAGGCGAGGGAUUCGGGUCUGCAAACGGGUGACCCGGCGGGUUUCACACUGGCGGAUACUUUGGGCUGUGGGGUUGUGGGUCACAUUAUUGGGGUUGGGGUUGUAUUGGGCCUCAAGAACAUUGGUGCCCUCUGAAUUUUAUGUUAUUAAUUUAUUAAUUAAUAUUGUGAAUCGUUUGUGAAUCAUUUUUUACUUUUUAA